Messenger RNA from Oncorhynchus nerka (sockeye salmon), 1243 nucleotides. RefSeq lists its product as uncharacterized. The record is from RefSeq and is a predicted model, not a curated record. Gene Ontology annotation, biological process: meiotic attachment of telomere to nuclear envelope; homologous chromosome pairing at meiosis. Bases 43 to 975 code for a protein of 310 amino acids. The transcript is spliced from 11 exons. NCBI's taxonomy places the organism in Eukaryota, Metazoa, Chordata, Actinopteri, Salmoniformes, Salmonidae. Gene Ontology annotation, cellular component: nuclear inner membrane. Gene Ontology annotation, molecular function: DNA binding.
ACGAUGACUGGAUGAAGCGUUGGCCAAUUAGCGAGAAGAAAGAUGCUUGGAGGCGGGAACUUGUCCCUCGCUGCAACGCGAGCGAGCAGAUCCUGUGACCGGUUUCGUUGCGGCUUUGGUUUUGAAAAUUGUGGGUGCCCUGAAUCGGUGAAUUACGCGUGGACCAUGCCUAUACAAUCCUUCUCCUUUCCUUUGCCUGAGACCAGGUUCUUCCAGGCUGGACAACAUGUCUACAAGUUCAAGAUCAGGGGAGGCAAUAACUGCAGUGAAGUGAAGUUGAUGGGAGAAGAGUUUGUCAAUCGGGAGUUGGAGAAUACCAUUAGAGCGGUGCUAGCCAACCUGGACUGUCUCCAGCCGUUCACUACCCCACACUUCACUGUCUACCCUUACAAGAGUAAGUGGAAGAGAGUGUCCAAGUUUAAAUUUGAGAAGAUGUCAGGAGAGAAGCUGUCUGCUUACCCCUACCUAGUCACUGUGUACCUAGAGAACAACACACACACAGAGAUGUGUGUGGAAGAGUGCUGGACACCAGUGAGAGCAGGAGAAGGCAUCCCCCUCCUUCCUGCCAGUGGUCAUGAGUGCCAGGCCAAGCGCAGUAAGACAGGACCACCACACUGGGGCACCCUAACACCACAACAAAGAGACUGUCUCAUCAUGCAGAGACCACAGUCACACAUACAUCAUGAACUUCUCAGACCAGGGGAAACGGAGGCAAAGAAUGGUGAUGGCAAGGCAGACUGUGUGGUAUCAGAUAGCCAGACCCCACAGAGUACAGUCGGGGGCUCUGUGACCGGUGGCAGUGAGACCAUGGAGGUCAGCGGGGGUCACGGAGGGGAAGAGGUGCAUCCAGGAGCGGUAGAGGAGGGCGACCUGGAGGACCCUGACCUGGACCCCAAGUCUCAUGUGAGGCCAGGUUUGCUGGCCCGCCUUGUCAGUCAGGUGUUUCCAUUCUCCAUGUUCUUCAGAGAAAGCUAAGAUGCUCAGGAACAACGGCUUCUGUAACCUUCUAGAACCUCUGUUGUGAUCUGAAUGUUCAAGUUCUGUUUUAGUUUCAGGCCCAAAUGGUUACCUAUUCCGUAUAUAGUGCCCUACUUAUAAUGAUUGAUGUUAGUUCAUAGUGGAAGGCCCAAAUGGUUACCUAUUCCGUAUAUAGUGCCCUACUUAUAAUGGUUGAUGUUAGUUCAUAGUGGAAGGUUUUGGAGUUUGGUUUUGACACAUUUUGUAAUAAAUGAUCUGAUUCUAA